UCCACUCAGAGGACGAGCAAGAAGAAGGUAGAGAGAAAGAUCCGCAUGGAGGUGAAGACCGAAUCGACGACUCGUUUCUGACGCGGAAGAACCAGACCGAGUCUGUUCUUGUUCUCUAUUUAUUUGAUUUCGUUCUUCUUCUUCUUCUCUGUUAAUUUGGAUCAGACUUAGAUGGGAGGAGGAGAUGUGUGUAAGGCGAUGGGAGGCUGCUCAUUAGCGUACCGCCGCGGAGAGAAGAGAUUGUGGAAUCUCCCGUCGGCGAGGAACACUAAGUUUCUUCUAUGGUGCUGCAUCGCUCUCGCUCUCAUCACGCUCGCUUGCCGAUCCUCGCUUUCUUCCUUUGCCGGCAUCACCAAUCGCUCCGCCGUCGACGCCGCAGAUCGCCUGGCUAGAUCACGGAAAGGUUACACACUUCUGAUGAACACAUGGAAGAGAUAUGAUCUCCUGAAGAAGUCUGUGUCCCACUAUGCAUCAUGUUCCAGGCUCGACUCUAUCCACAUUGUGUGGAGUGAACCUAACCCUCCAUCUGAUUCUCUUAAGGAGUACCUUGAACAUGUCAUAAAGAUGAAAUCCCGAGAUGGGAAGGAAGUUGAGUUGAGAUUUGAUGUUAACAAAGAAGACAGUUUGAACAACAGAUUUAAAGAAAUUAAGGACUUGAAGACCGAUGUCGUCUUCUCGAUAGAUGAUGACGUCAUAUUUCCUUGCUCCAUGGUAGAUUUUGCAUUUAACGUCUGGGAGAGUGCUCCAGAUUCGAUGGUGGGGUUUGUGCCACGUGUCCACUGGCCUGAAAACUCGAGCAAUAAAGGGGAAUACUACACGUACAGCGGCUGGUGGUCUGUCUGGUGGACAGGUACAUAUAGCAUGGUACUUUCAAAGGCAGCCUUCUUCCACAAGAAGUAUCUGAAUCUUUACACGAAUGAAAUGCCGGCAUCGAUAAAGGAAUUCAUAACCAAGAACAGGAACUGUGAAGAUAUUGCAAUGUCAUUCCUAGUGGCAAACGCUACAAAUGCUCCUCCCAUAUGGGUCAAAGGGAAGAUAAAUGAGAUAGGGUCGACGGGAAUAAGUAGCAUAGGAGGGCAUACGGAGAAGAGAGCGAGAUGCGUGAACAGGUUUGUGGCGGAGUAUGGGAGAAUGCCAUUAGUGUACUCUUCCGUGAAGGCAGUGGAUAGCCGCACUCUAUGGUUCUGGUGACACCUCACUGCUUUGUCUCCCCCUUUUCUGAUGCAUAGUCAUUCCCCCUCUCUCUCUUCUCCUCAGUCCUAUUUCUUAUAAUGGGAUCUCUGCAAAUCAAAGCCGUUUGUUAUUCCUCCGGUUUAUUUGGGAAGAAACCGCGAUCUUCUUCCACACGCAGAGAGAGAGAGAGAGAUAUUGGAUCGGGAAGUUGAAUACUGCAGUGCAGGAGAUUGGAUUCUCAUGAAGAACGGGGAGAUACAAGCGUAGUCUCUUUUUUUCCGCAGAAUGGUACUUAUUUGUAGGUCUUACUUUACAUUGUAACAUUGUUGUAACGAAUUCGGAUUCUCUAAUCUCCUGGUAGAGGCUUGCCCCUUUUGUAUACUAAUUUACAUAUUUUGCUGUGUUA
Messenger RNA from Tarenaya hassleriana, 1579 nucleotides. Its product is annotated as glycosyltransferase family 64 protein C4-like. Gene Ontology annotation, cellular component: membrane. The record is from RefSeq and is a predicted model, not a curated record. The transcript is spliced from 5 exons. Gene Ontology annotation, molecular function: glycosyltransferase activity. Lineage: Eukaryota; Viridiplantae; Streptophyta; Magnoliopsida; Brassicales; Cleomaceae. The coding region runs from base 172 to 1191 and encodes 339 amino acids.